Messenger RNA from Durio zibethinus, 626 nucleotides. RefSeq names its product auxin-induced protein 15A-like. The record is from RefSeq and is a predicted model, not a curated record. NCBI's taxonomy places the organism in Eukaryota, Viridiplantae, Streptophyta, Magnoliopsida, Malvales, Malvaceae. Gene Ontology annotation, biological process: response to auxin.
UCCAAAGUUGUUUAACUUCACUUUCCAAGUUCUCUGACAUCUUUCUAUUCUUCCCUUCCAAAGGCACACAUCCAUAAAAAAGAAACCAUGCCUAUCCGCUUGCCUCGUAUUGUUAGUGCUAAGAAAGUUCCCAAGGGCUACUUUGCAGUUUAUGUUGGAGAAAACCAGAAGAGGUUUGUGAUACCGGUGUCAUUCCUGAACCAGCCUUUAUUUCAAGAUUUGCUAGGCUUAUCGGAAGAAGAAUUCGGAUACAAUCAUCCCACUGGCGGUCUCAGAAUUCUCUGCGAUGAAGACGUCUUUCUUGAUGUUACCUCUCGCUUGAAUUGAUUGUGAGAGAACUAACACAAAUCAGCCUAUACAAUUUUGUAAAGCAAACAUCACUAAUACCAUGUAAACACUUUUUCUGCAUCCUUUUUGCCUUGGGGAGCAGAUAUAAGUCUCCACAAGUGGCAAAUUAGAGAUGGUGGUUACUGUAACUUUUUUCAAUCAGUAUGGAAAAUGACAAUAUGAAAAGCAUCGUUCAAUUGAAAUUUUGGUUUCUUUUCAGAAUUUCUUAUGGUCGCCUUGUUCUUGUUUUAUCUUUAAUUUAAAAUUACGUGAUUUCCCUUGGUCUAAAUUACUUCAUA